Brenthis ino (lesser marbled fritillary) is the source of this 645-nucleotide messenger RNA. NCBI's taxonomy places the organism in Eukaryota, Metazoa, Arthropoda, Insecta, Lepidoptera, Nymphalidae. The record is from the annotation of a GenBank genome assembly.
AUGGAGGACCCGUUAGAUACAUGGAUAGAGAGCCAACGAAUUUUGUCAAUUCUUGAGGAAUCUGAUUCAGAAGAAGGCUUGUCUGAUAACGAUGAUGUGGAUGAAGAGAAUCACGUGAGUGUUUGUACUCAACCUAGCGAUACGGAACAACUGGAGAAAAACGUAAACCUGAAAUUAACACGUACUAAAUGUGGGGUGGACGUCGUCGAUGAACUUAGCGCUACGUAUGACGUUAGCCGUAAUUCAAACAGAUGGCCUCUUACAAUUUUUUACGCCAUGUUGAAUAUUUCUGCUAUUAACGGCCUUAUAAUACACCGCAUGAAUAAUAAUAAGCCUAAGGAAAAACGACGUCAUUUUUUGAAAAGCUUAGGUCUUGCGCUCUUCAGUAAUCAUUUGAAAAACCGCCAGAAUUUGAAUCGCUUGCCACGAGAAAUGCGUAAGAGAAUCCGGGAGCUUACUGGUGAUUCAACCGAAGAGCCUACUGCUAAAAUACCAAAUGCCCGCAAAAGAUGCCAAAUAUGCCCAACAAAAAAGGAUCGCGCCAGAAACGAAACAUGUCGAGGUUGUGACAAAUAUAUUUGCCCUGAACAUAUCAUACCUUUCUGCAGUGAUUGUGUAAAUAAUGAGGAUACCAAUCAGUUUUGU